AUGAAGUCUAAUGAACUUAGAGCUGUAGACCAUGAUCCUAUUACCUCUGAGCUUAGCACUUUUGGUGCACACAAGUACUUUAACCAAGGGACCAUCAAUGACACCAACAUCCAAAAAGUGACCAUCAACAGCAACAGCAGAGUCUCUCCCCUGCUCAACAUGGACACAGAACAAAAACACAAUCAAGAGCAAGGUGACAUCACAAAAUGGUCAUUCUCCCAUUCUUCUUCAUCAUCAGUUGGUGGUAUUGGUAAUGGUAACCACAACAACAACAACUACAAUGCUCAUUCAUUCCAUGUUGCAACUCCAACACCACCACCCUCUUCUUCCAAAUCCACUUUAAACAACAAAGCUGGUUUGUUAUUGCAUCACCCUCAAACAAGUAAAAUAUCAGUUAAGCCUCCUCAAACCUCCUCCAAUCUCACAAAGAAACUCAAAACAUCCUUGUCAAAACCCAUUUGGCUUUUGAGAAGAAAAUGCCCCUGUAAAGAUAAAAAGUCAGUGCAAGUCAAAGUAAACAUAAACACAAACAAAAACAAAAAUAGAAACACCCCCAAACCCCGAACUCCACCCCCACAACCCAAAACCCUCUCACACAACCAAAUCCACAAAGAUUCCUUGAAUCACAAGGCACCACCACCACCACCAUCAUCCAACAAGAAAGUGAAGGCUCAAAGGUUGUUCCAAUUCCAACCAUCCAUGAACCAACUUAGAAAGACCUCAAGUGAAGGCUUCACUUUCCCUUUGUUCUUGGCAACAAACUCCACCAACCCCACAAAACCUCAUCAUCAGGUUCAUCUCAACGUGGUUCAUGAAGAAGAGGACGCAACCCCACGUGAGUCCUUGCACAUGUUCCAACCUCCAAGCCCCCCCAAGUCACGUGCCAUGGAUGAUGAUGCAGCUAGUGAUGCAAGUUCUGAUCUUUUUGAGAUUGAAAGCUUCUCCACUCAAACUACUACACUUCCAUACCCCAUUAUCACACCCUCCAUUGCUCGGUGCCAUGAAUCCACCGAUCACGAGUUCUUCUUCGCCAACGACUCCGGCAGCAGCCUGUGGCGGCGGCGACUGAGGGAUACGGAGGUGCUGCCACCACUUUAA
This is a messenger RNA of Glycine soja, 1098 nucleotides long. Its product is annotated as protein PHYTOCHROME KINASE SUBSTRATE 4-like. Bases 1 to 1098 code for a protein of 365 amino acids. The record is from RefSeq and is a predicted model, not a curated record. NCBI's taxonomy places the organism in Eukaryota, Viridiplantae, Streptophyta, Magnoliopsida, Fabales, Fabaceae. The transcript has a single exon. Gene Ontology annotation, biological process: phototropism.